This is a messenger RNA of Aphanomyces astaci, 2723 nucleotides long. RefSeq lists its product as hypothetical. The coding region runs from base 9 to 2414 and encodes 801 amino acids. The record is from RefSeq and is a predicted model, not a curated record. The transcript is spliced from 6 exons. Gene Ontology annotation, cellular component: endosome. Lineage: Eukaryota; Oomycota; Saprolegniomycetes; Saprolegniales; Verrucalvaceae. Gene Ontology annotation, molecular function: protein binding; phosphatidylinositol binding.
CUUCGAGGAUGGAUCCGUUUGAAAGUCAGGCAAGGGAACUGGGUCGUGUGGAAGGCCGCGCGGAAGCGUUGGAGGAGAUCGCAUCCCUUCAUGCUCAGAUCGCAUCGCUCUAUGGCCAGAUCGAAGACAUGGCUCUGUCACAGGAAGGACGGACGAAGGCGUUGAUGUCCGACGUGUACAAGGAGAUCAAAGCCACAUUCAAGCAGCACACAGAGUUGUUGGCGCCGAAGCAGGUGGUCGAAAUAUGCAAACCUAGUCUUCGCCGCGUGGCUGAGCUUCAUUUGGGCAACAUCACGAGGAUACCUGAAUCUGACACGCCAACAACAUCCUCGCCGCGAUCUCAACUGCAUCGGUCACAGACAUGCGCAGCGUCCAUGAACACCACUGCCGAAUCCUCCAUGCAUGAAGUACCCUCGAGGCGGAACUCUGCACCGUCGCCUAUAUCCACAGACGCUGCCGCGCUCCAUCGGUCCGAGCCUCCUUCGGACGACUUGCCGCCCACCACGAUUGUGUCCAUCUCUGGCAGCGAAAAGAUUGGAACCGGACAUAGCGCGUACAUGGUAUACUGGAUUGUCGUUCAUAGACAUGGCGUGGGGGGGGAUGCUGGCGCUACGACUGUGAAGCGGCGGUUCAAGGAUUUUGCCUGGUUGUGGGAGCGCCUUUCUAUCGUGUAUCCAUGCGCAUGCAUACCCUCCUUGCCCCCAAAGAGUUCGUUACUACGAGGAGGUCAAUCCCGAUUUCAGCCGGCAUUCACGGAGCGGCGGCGGCGGUUGCUGGAGCGCUGGGUGACGUACAUUUCACUGCAUGAUGCAUUGAGCAAGUCGCCGUAUACUCACUCGUUCCUGCAUGACGCCAUCCUCCAUCCCGAUUCCAUCGCCCUUCCUCGGUCGACCACUCCAUCUUCGUCGUCCAGCAUCAUGAUCAAUAGCACGAAAGCGAUGGGGCCAGCCCACGCCAAACAACGGAUGAAUCAGUCGUACAAGUCGUUGCUCGAGGCCGUGCCUCCAUUACAGCGGCGUCUCCAAAUGGUCACGAAACAAAGCGACGAGGUCGUCCAAGCGCACGUGGCCAUGGCGACGGCCGUCGAGGCCAUGCGACGCCACUGCGACAUCGUUCAGUCGUUUGAACACUCGUACGAAACACCCACGAAACACGAAAACAGCGUCGCAGAUGUAUGGGGAGCAUGGAGGGACAUUGGGAGUAGCCACGCGCGACUGCAUCAAGACACGGCCACGGUGUGGGAAGUGCAUUUGCAAGAACCGUUUGCGUUCCACCAUAUCCAUGUCCUGCCUCGGUUUGAACGUCAAGUGCACGAACUUGGCAAAGAUAUGACGGCAACCAACGUGGACAAAGUCGCCGUCGAGUGGGAUGAACUCAGCGUCGUGCGCGCCAAGACACUUGUGGCCAACUUGGUGCAAGGGGCCAUGCAGUUGGAAGCUCGACAUGGAGCGAUGCGCGACGAGUGGACAGCAUUGCGGCAGCAUUUGGUGGACACGAGCCACCCCAUGUGGAAGGUACGAGUCAGGCAGCAGAGCCGGGAAGAGGUGCCGCCGCUGGUGCAUCCGACACUCGGCCGGCCGCUAAAGCCGUGGGCCGUGCGUCCCGACGAAGAAGGAGACGGAGAUGUAGACGUCGAAGCGGCUGCUGCUUUGUUUGGGGUUGCGGGGUAUGCAGGACCGGCACGGCGGCGCCGACGGGAGGACGGCGAGACGGACGAGGCGACGGCGGCACGGACGCUGUUUGGCGGCGAGGAGGACGAGGAAGGGGAAGCCUCGAGUGACGACGGGGGAAAGCCAAUCGAGAAACCGCCGGUAGUACCGGGGGACUGGGACUUGUACAUUGAACGACUUCGACGCAAACAACUGACCAAGGCCAAGCGAGCAUUUGCCGCCGCCAGUCAAGAACAACAGGCGGCCGACGAAGAGGCGGCGGCGGCGGCGACGGCGCGAAAGACGCGGAAGCGGCCGCAGAGCUUGAACUGGCCGGGGAAACGAAGUUCGCACUUGCGCCUGGACGAACGCGUCAAGCAACAGCAGCAGCAACUGCAGCAGCCAUUAUUGCCCAGCGAACCCGAGGCCACGUUGCUGCCACCCCAGCCAGUGCGCACGACCAGUUUGCCAGCCACGACCACAGCAACUACUUCCAAUUGGAUUCAAGUGCAAACUGACGCUGGUCAAGUGUACUAUUACCAUAAGCUCACGCGGGCCACUCGGUGGACCAAGCCGGACCACGCGGUGCUGGAGAGCAUCGAAGAGCGGCUGCUGGCUCAACACGAAGCAACGCAACGCCGCCUCGAGGUGCCGCUAGGUCGAGUGGCUAGUACUACUAACAAACGUACUACUACAUAUAGGAACGACGGCAGUGGCACGAAGGCCACCGCGUGCAGCAAGAAAAGGACGCGGAAGAAGCCGUAGCCCACAGCCAGCGCAUUGAUGCCGCCGUCGCGAGUUGGGCCCACCACAAGGACGUUCAAGCGAUGCUCAACUCGCUCCAUGAGAUCUUUCCUUUCAAAGACAUGCGGCAGUGCCACGUCACGGACGACGCGACUGUCAAGAAAGGGUACAUGAAGGCGGUGCGGCUCCUACACCCAGACAAGCUGCUGCCGGCGGACUUUUCCAUGUACGAGCGGAUGCUAGGGCAGCACCUCUUCUCCACGUUGACGUCGGCGUAUGAAAAGUUUACCCCAUCCGGUUAACAUUAAGUUGUGGAAGUUUGAAGUUCAA